Molecule: messenger RNA, 6315 nt
Organism: Lepisosteus oculatus (spotted gar)
Lineage: Eukaryota; Metazoa; Chordata; Actinopteri; Semionotiformes; Lepisosteidae
Gene: frmd6
Product: FERM domain containing 6
Biological process (GO): positive regulation of hippo signaling
Cellular component (GO): cytoskeleton; cytoplasmic side of apical plasma membrane
Source: RefSeq, a predicted model, not a curated record
GAUGACAGGCAGAGUUGGACGCUACUAAACUCACUUCUUCGGGGGUGAAGUAAAAAUCCGUUGUUUUCGUUUCAUCCUAUCGGAUGCACCUGGCAAAAUCGCACUCUCGAGAUCGAUGAGCGACUCUUAAUUGAUAUGCUACGCAUCGGUCCGGAAUUCGUGCAAGGAGACGUACAACUUGAAACGAGUUCAAAUCCGAUUUUUUCCCCUUGCCGUCAAUGGGUGAAGUGUUCCUUCCUCCAAUUCCACAUGUUGUAUUGUGCUGGGAAGCUGUUUGCCAGUAGAUAUGUGGCACUACAAGCAAGCGACUUGGUCUGCUAGGAAUUUAUAAAGUGUUCUUUUUCUCAAAAGGAAAAUUCAUCAGAACAAAACUUAACUGAUUUACAUGGAUUUUGCAGUAUUAUGCAAAAGUAGGAUUUGCUGAUUACUAAAAGCUGUGCAGAUGCCCAUGCCUAAGUGCUGCCUCUUCUUGUGUGACACGUCGGAGGCUGGCAGAGCUGUAGUGGGGUACAGCUGAGCGAGGGUGGGCACUGGGCUUCGUGCCUGCCGAAGGGAUCGUCCCAUUUGGACGAAGAUGAACAAACUGAACUUUCAUAAUAACAAAACCAUGCAGGACCGUCGCUGUGUUUGUGUCUUCCUUCCUAAUGACGAUACGCUGAACAUCAUCGUCAGUGUGAAGACGCUGUGUCAGGAGCUGCUUGUCCAGGUCUGUGACCUCCUCCGUCUCAAGGACUGUCACCUGUUUGGGCUCAGCGUCAUUCAAAAUAAUGAGCACAUUUAUAUGGAACUUGGCCAGAAGCUGUCGAAGUAUUGUCCUAAAGAGUGGAAGAGAGAGGCCAGCAAAGGUAUUGACCAGUUUGGACCACCGAUGAUUGUCCAUUUCAGGGCUCAAUAUUACGUGGAGAAUGGCAGGUUAAUAAGUGACCGGACUGCCCGGUACUAUUACUACUGGCACCUGAGGAAACAGGUCCUGCUGUCUCAGUGUGUGCAGCGCGAGGAAGCCUACUUCCUGCUAGCGGCCUUCGCUCUGCAGGCAGACCUGGGGAACUUCAAACGCAACAAACACUUCGGAAAAUACUUCGAGCCAGAAGCAUACUUCCCUCCCUGGGUGAUUGCCAAGAGGGGGAAGGAUUACAUUCUGAGGCACAUCCCCAACAUGCACAAGGACCAGUUCGCACUCACUGCCUCGGAGGCCCACCUCAAGUACAUCAAAGAGUCUGCCCAGCUGGAUGAUGUGACCGUGCAUUAUUACCGACUGUACAAGGACAAGAAAGAAAUGGAGGGCUCCCUCACACUGGGACUGACCCUGCGUGGGAUUCAGAUCUUUCAGAAUGUGGGAUCUGUGAGGCAACUCCUGUAUGAUUUUCCCUGGACAAAUGUGGGGAAGCUGGUGUUUGUGGGUAAGAAGUUUGAGAUUCUCCCAGACGGCCUUCCUUCGGCUCGGAAGUUGAUUUACUACACUGGCUGCCCCAUGAGAUCCCGGCAUCUGCUGCAGCUGCUCAGCAACAGCCACCGGCUCUACAUGAACCUGCAGCCUGUGGUCAGACAGGUCCGCCGGCUGGAGGAGAACGAAGAGAAGAAGCAGUACCGUGAGUCUUACAUCAGCGAUGCCCUGGAGCUGGACAUCGAGCAGCUGGACAAGCGCUCCCGUGCGAGUGGCAGCAGUGCGGGCAGCAGCUCUCGCCACAAGCGCCUCUCCCGCCACUCCACCGCCAGCCACGGCAGCUCGCACACCUCGGGCAUCGAGACGGACAGCUUCCGCACCACCUGUCAGGCCCCCCACCGCCCGCUGCGCACCUGCAGCAGCUCCACCGCCAGCCACGGGAGCUCGCACACCUCCGGAGUGGAGAGCGGGGGCAAGGAACGCCUUCUCGACGAUGACGAGAUUGAGAUGCUGGUUGAUGAUCCAAAGGAUUAUGAAGAGCUUCAUGAACUAGCCUUAGAUGUCAACCAAGACUUGUGUAUCCACAUCACUGAGGACAUGCUCAGUUCUGGACAGACCAAUGGCUACUCAGGGCUAAUUGUAAAGGACAUCAGCUCAUCCACAUCCAGCUCAUCAGAGACUGUUGUGAAGCUGCGUGGACAGAGCAUAGAGUCUCUUCCACAGACUGUGUGCAGGAAGCCCCGGACAUCCACAGAUCGCCACAGCCAGUCUCUGGAUGACAUCCGUCUCUACCACAAGGGCUGCUUGCAGUGGGCAGAGCUCUGCCAAGACACUGCCCAGAGCUACACUUUUGGCUGUGCCCAAGAGCUGAGCGAUGCGGGCUAUCAUGGCCUGGUAGAUCAGUGCGCUGGCAUUAAAGACAACCCUGCCUUCCCCAUCAAGAGAACCAGCAAGUACUUCUCUCUGGACCUGACAAGCGAUGAGAUACCAGAGUUUGUCGUCUGACUGCGGAGAGAUCACACCCUGAGCCCUGAGUGUGUGGAGGAAAGGAGCUGAGGAAUAAAAUGACCUUAACAUCAGGAAGCGCAGAGAACCAGGACAGGUGUUGCACAGAAGAACAAAAAUUCCAUACCGGCAUUUUUUCAAGGACUGACCUCCCAUGUGAGGGAGAUACUAAUAAAAUGGAUCAAGACUCAUUUAUUAAGAGGUGUUUACCAAAAGCAUGGAUUAAAAAGGACAUGAAGUGCUGGAUGAACUUGUGCAUAAGCAUAAACUCUCCAUGAUAUAUUUUUGCUAUUUUUAAAGAGACACACUCCUGUGCUUUGCUGGGUGAUGUGGAGCUUUGAAAUGACUUUUUGUGGGAGAUAAUUUAUGGAUGGCUUAACUUAUAUAGAGCCUACAUUGCAGAUAAGAGUAAAACACAAGGAAAAGGGAAUGACUAGUGCUGUUUUGCUUGGUUAUAAGACAGUUGUGAAGAAUCCAGGAGGAAAUGUUUCUCAUCUGGACUCAAGUUAAGCCCAAACUCUUUCUUAUGUAACCAUGGAACAGCAUGAUAACUUUGGGAUGUUUUACUUUUCUAUAUAGGAAAAUGGUACUGCAUUUAGGCCGACAGGUGAACUUUUGCUCAAAAGUCAAACCCUGAAGCUGCCUUCCUUGUCCCACUCUUCUCAGCUUGUAUGGUGGGGCUACGAUAUCUAAAUAAAUUCUACUGACUGCAGUUCAGAAUUGUCUGCAUUAGUGAAUUGACGUUUGUGCUUUGGAAAUUGAAGGGAAAUGCAAUGACAGAUGUCUGUGUUGGAUGUAAUCUGAGCUCCCUGGUGGAAUGUCACAAGCCAAGACACCUGCUCUGCUACUCCAAACAAAAUGUUGUGCAUUCUUGUGCAUUGUUCAAGCUAUGCAGAUCUGCACCUCGAGAACACCAAUGUGGAAGAAAACCAUGGCAACUGGCAUCAUAAGCCCUCCUUUCACAUCUGAACUGUGCAAUCCAAUUGAAAACAUGUGAGGGCAGCCUCAGCUCACACUCAAUGAACUAGCUGCUCUGCCUGCUAGGAACCAAAGAAAGGCUUCACUCAAGCCAAAGAACUGUUAAACGUAAACAUAAAAGAAGUACAGAUAAGAGUUAGCCGCUUGGUGUGCUGUGCUCCCCUGGUUGUUAAACUUAUCCGUGCAUGGUAUAGUUUCUGCAGCAUUAUAUGAUCAACUAUGAAGCAUAAAGCAUAAAGUGACUGUGGUGUCUGUGUUCUAGUGCUAGCUGUAUUUCUUUAAGUCUUGGAGAGUACUCUGGUGUAAUCGGUACACAUACAACUGCUGACUGGACUGCUCUGCCUGGUGAUAGAAUGGAAUGCUGAAGAAGUGAUAUUCCUAACCCAGCAUCCCCAGUCCACUCACCUUGCUGCUGCUCUGGUACUGUUCUUGAAGUUUGGCUUGCCCAAGUAAAUCUUUGCACUUUACCCAGCAAGUGCAAUGUGCCAAUAUUCACCACACACAGCAAAUCCCAUCUGUACUUCCCAGUAACUGCCAGAAACGCCUAAUCCGUGCCUUUUUAUGCUAUGCAGGUCCUAAAACCUUAAGUUUGCCUCGACAAUCACAUCCUAAGACAGGGAAAUCUCAUCAAGGAGCAAAACCACUCUAUGCGGUGAGCUCUAUGAGGUUGCGGAUAUCUACAUGUUUUUUUACCUUGGAUGAAAUUGCUGUGUUUUCAUUUUCCCCCUUUGUAAAUCAGUAAAUAACCUUAGUUAUUAUAUAGGUAAAUAUUAAUUAUGAUUUGGAGAUCACAUAAAGUUACACAGUCUGCUUCUUGAGGUAAUAUCUAGGUCUCAGUGCAGUAAGGAUGAUGAUGUGCUUAACAACUUUCCAGGACACAAGUAACACAAGCCUAGACUAUCUGCACCAAACCUUGUUAACAAUAGUGCCUAAAGGAAGAGGUAUAGAAAAUACCAUCUCUCUCUAACAAUACAGUAGUGUAAGACAAGUUUUACUUUCUACACUUUAUUCAGUGCACAGCCCUGUACACUAUUUUGAGUUAGACAGCAGUUUGUCUCUUCUUUAAGUAUGUAUUAUGAUUUGAAUGCACUUCAUUGUACACAGGUUUGCAGGUUAAUACUGGCAAAUCUUGGAAACUAUAAGCAAAAUGGAAUGGGUGUUUAGUUAAAGACAGACCAGUUUAGUUUGGAUCAUUAAAACAGUUACCUACAGUACACUUUAUCUGAAGCCAUGUUCAGGAAAUCUUGCUGCAUUUUACAGAACUCAUAAAAGCUUUUUUUGUUUAUUCCAAAUUGAUUUUUCAUUAAAUAAAUGUAACUAUAAACUUUAGUAUUUUUGUAUGAAACAUAUAGAAACAAAACAAUUAUAUAUAUAUUUGAAAGUGCAUCUUUUUUCUUUAUUAUGUGCUGUAUGAGUUGUCAGUAUUAUUAUGUAGGUGACAGUAUUAAGACUUUUGUAAACUUAACCUUGAUCUAAGGUGCCACCCUCAUUUAUAUGGUGGGUGUCAGGAAAAUUUAAUUUUACAGCUUAAAGGGGCCCCUCCAAAAUAUGUUACUCAGAGGAAAAGCUCUUGAGUUUUACUGGAUUCAGAUUUUAGGGGCAUCUGUCCUUGACCACUUGUCCUUUCACCUUUCACAUCACCAGUAGACCUGUUCUUGAUGCACAACAGUUCACAUAUGGCAGACUUUCCUACCGGUGACGUGAAACAUGAAAAAUAUUUUAUAAUGUCAGCAUAUUAAAUGACCAAAGGGCCACAGCAACAGAAGAAACAGCUCCAAAAAUUGCAUUUGAUUUGGAAAAGAUGAAAGCACAGAACACACAGAUGAAGUUUGUCAGAUCUAAGGGAUUCCACGUGCAUUACAUCCAUCUGGAACAAAUGAUUUGGGAGCGUCUCUUUUGUUUCGUCUUGUUUCCCGUUUUCCGAACGGAUUGCCUUUUUGAAGGAUGAUUAAUCAACAAAACUAACUCUUAUUUAUUCAUUUUCAUAUACAGUACAUCUAGCAAGUUAAAUGUUCCACUUGUAAAGUAGAGUUGUUUUCUUUCAUUGCGUUCCAAAUUGGAAUGCAGUGCUUGCAUUUUGCAUUAGGGAGGGAUUAGAAUUCACAGCACACCUGUGGAGUUCAUAGAUCUCGAUUAACUGGCAGGCAUCACUAACCUACCAUAUCUGAUUACAGUGUUGCUAGUUUACAUGUGGCCAAGAGCAUAUAAUGAGUUUAAACAGUUUUAGUAAAAUACCUUAGUGGAACUUUUCUAAAAGAAUCUUUUUUUUACCUAUCAACUAUUGAGGAAGAGAACUGUUUCAAAUUGUGGGUCACAUCAGGUGUGGUUGCUGACAUAAGCAGAGGAGGGGACCUGAGAGAGUGUGGUCUGUGCCUGACUACAACAACCUUGAUAGAUCUUCAGCAAUACACACAAUAUUACAAUACAGAUUUGUAAAAUGCCAUUUUCAACACUUAGAAACUAACAUUUUCUAGUGUAGAAAAUGUCAAAAUGUGUUUGAGAGAUGUAUAUCCCAGUAGAAUGUUUUUCCCUUUAUAAUUUUCCUUAUUGUCUUUCUUAAAUGUGAAGGUAUCAGAUAAACUUUGAAACAUCCUGAUCGUGUCUCAGCAUUGACUUAAACCUCUCUUUUACAGUCAGUUAUUUGUUUUCAUUCUAAAAAAGUGAAAGCUAUCGGUAAUUUAUUAAAGCCACAGAUUGCAACAACCAGCGUAAUUCUGAAAAUAGAUAUUUUGCCUGAAUUUCCUAUUGCUAGUCUGUAUACCUGCACAAAGUGUAAAUAGUCCUUUCUGUGAAAGGAUCUCCCGUCAGGAACUUUGAAAGUGAAUUCCUGUUGUGAAACCCAGUCGUGAAACUCUUUUUGUAAAAACAAUGAAGUCCAAUGUGUGCCUUUUAGGUACAGAUGUUCUGAACAAUUGACAAUAAAGGGUACAUUUAUUUGCCUGAGCCAA